GCCGCGCUCCCUAUCCUCCGCUACUCGGCGGGGCUGCACCGCUGAUGCAAUGGUGGUGGGGCCGCGGGGGGAGAGGAGAGUUGGGAUAGGCCACCGGGAGGGCGCUGCUGAGGCUACUGGC
This is a messenger RNA of Iphiclides podalirius (scarce swallowtail), 121 nucleotides long. Lineage: Eukaryota; Metazoa; Arthropoda; Insecta; Lepidoptera; Papilionidae. The record is from the annotation of a GenBank genome assembly.